CAACCUUCUUCCUUCAUUUUCAUCAUCUUGAAAGAACAAAUACUCCAAAGUUUGUUUUGCAGCUGAACACAACAAAGAUUUAGUUCGUCAGAGAUGGGUAUUCUUGGAGCUAUGGCUAAACAUUUGUAUACAAUAAUUGGGCCUGGCGUGAUGCUUUUUUUUCCCUUAUAUGCAUCAAUUAGAGCAAUUGAGAGUCCUUCAAGUCUUGAUGACCGACAAUGGUUGAGUUAUUGGGUUAUAUACUCCCUCAUAACCCUCUUCGAACUAACAUUUUGGAGAAUCCUGGUUUGGAUUCCACUUUGGGGAUACAUUAAGCUCGUGGCUUGUUUAUGGUUGGUUCUACCAAUUUUCAAUGGGUCAGCCUAUAUCUACGAGAAUAUAGUGAGGAAAUAUGUUAAGAUUGGGGGAUAUGUGAAUCCAAACUAUCCAGAGAAUCAAAAGAAAGUUCUCCAGAUGAUGACUCUGGAUUCUAGGAAAUCAGCGGAGCGUUAUAUCGAUAGAUAUGGACCCGAUGCAUUUGAACGAGUUGUCAAAGCUGCUGAAAAAGAAGCAAAGAAACACUGAGAAGAAAUCCUUCUACGAUGAAGUUGAAGAAAAAUGGAUGAUUUAAUAUUUACAAGGCUUGAGUAAUGGUUGGGCUCUACUAAUACGAUUUCAUGUUGUGUGCUUGUAUAUUGUGUAUUCUGCACAAGAGGGAAAACAAUCAAGGGUGCUUGGUUUUUCUGUGGAUAAGAACUGUAAAAAAACGAGUUCCUACCGAACAAUAAUGUUCUCCUAAAUUCCAGGAAAUCAAUUGAGACAAGUAAAUCCUA
Molecule: messenger RNA, 812 nt
Organism: Cucurbita pepo subsp. pepo (vegetable marrow)
Lineage: Eukaryota; Viridiplantae; Streptophyta; Magnoliopsida; Cucurbitales; Cucurbitaceae
Product: HVA22-like protein f
Source: RefSeq, a predicted model, not a curated record